CAGGAAGUUGAUACACUCGAACCCGGAACUGUGACGUGCAUAGAGCCAAAAGGUAACCACACCGUACACAAUAUCUACGUGGACUAAAAACAACUCUGAUCUGUGUCUUUAAAGGUAUGCGCUUUGGCUUACGCAGGUUGAAGAGAUCUUAUUCGAGGGAACAACUAGUUGACUUUUAAAUUGUGUUGUCACAAUGUGGAUCUUCGAAGAUUGCUGCAGCCUUUCUAAACCAGCCAUUCGUGCUGAGGCUGAGGAAAAAUGCUGGUCCCACUCUUAUUGGUUUCGUGCUGAGGCUGAGAAACAACGCUGGUCCCACUCUUAUUGGUUUCGUGCUGAGGCUGAGAAACAACGUCGUGCUGAGGCUGAGAAACAACGCAUGAGGAGCCUCUGGUCCAUCAUUCUUCACCUUCGUGCUGAGGCUGAGAAACAACGUGAUGCUGAGGCUGAGGAACAACGUGAUGCUGAGGCUGAGAAACAACGCAAAGAACCUGCCAAUAAAAGUGGAGAACAACCAGAAGACGACGCUAUCAAUAAAAGCGGAGGAGAUCCAAUCAAUAAAGACCCAGGUGAUGGAGGCAGAGGUUUUCAAGACCUUUCUCAGCGCUGGGAUUUUGUCCUUGAUGUUGGAGUGAAUGUCAUGACCAUGACUGCUCUGGCAGCCUGAAGAACAGUUGCACCAGCAUAACUCAUUGACAACAGC
Cyprinus carpio (common carp) is the source of this 700-nucleotide messenger RNA. RefSeq names its product octapeptide-repeat protein T2-like. The record is from RefSeq and is a predicted model, not a curated record. The transcript has 17 exons. The coding region runs from base 194 to 664 and encodes 156 amino acids. Lineage: Eukaryota; Metazoa; Chordata; Actinopteri; Cypriniformes; Cyprinidae.